AUGAUUAACCGCUUCGGUGUUAACCUGCUCGGGGAUUUACCGGUAACUGAUAAACUCCGGCUCAAAUUGCAAUACGCACCACAAGUUGAAAACUACACCGGUGCUGACGGAAAACUUAACGAAUUCGAUGCGUUUAGCGACGUAGUCUUAACCGAACUGAGUUUCCAACCCGUUGCGAAUUUACCACCUCUCGUCACCUCCCAUCAACUACAACGCUUCGUGCGAACUUCAAACGUCUAUAACAACAUCGACAGACAACUCGGUCUCCGCUUCGGGCGCGUCCUGGAAUACAACCUACGGUUACACCGAUUCGACGAUGAAGAUACGCGAAGAGAGGACUUCCUACUUGUCGGCUCUACCAAUCAUAAAAUGACUGGACGCUUGCAAUUUGGGAUUCUUAAACAGAUCCUCGGUAAACUGGAAUAUGGGAUAGAGCAUAGUAACUACCAAACCAAUCUGAACAAUCUUAUCUUAGGUAUAACAGGACUUGACGACGAUGAACGUCGAAAGGAUUGGCGACACAUCAGUUCCGCAAAACUGAUACAGGUAGCAAUGGAUAGACUCGUGUUCCAGGAAGAGAUUAACCUAUUUCUGAAUCGUUCCAAUGUCGAUUUCUUUAACUUCGUCAGUACCGAGGUGGCAGCGAGUUCUUUUUACCGACUUGAGACAGGACGAUGGAUUCGGCUUCGAUUCUCCAGAUUGUGGGUACAGUUUGAAGGCAGACAAAUUCCGGACGAGAUCGGCAAUAUACCGGAAAACGCACCAAACCGUCGCGACACACAGAUAGGUGCGAAUGUGCAGUUGAACUGGGAAUUUAAUCCAUAUCUAACACUCAACGCUGAUUAUCAGGUUACCCAGAACCGCACGAAUGAGAUAGAUCCAUUGCUCGAUUUUCUCAACUACACGCAUACCAUCGCGACCGUCACGCUCCGCGGUCAGUAUUGA
Geodia barretti is the source of this 945-nucleotide messenger RNA. Lineage: Eukaryota; Metazoa; Porifera; Demospongiae; Tetractinellida; Geodiidae. The record is from the annotation of a GenBank genome assembly.